This is a messenger RNA of Mytilus trossulus (common blue mussel), 802 nucleotides long. RefSeq lists its product as uncharacterized. Lineage: Eukaryota; Metazoa; Mollusca; Bivalvia; Mytilida; Mytilidae. Bases 20 to 802 code for a protein of 260 amino acids. The record is from RefSeq and is a predicted model, not a curated record. The transcript is spliced from 3 exons.
CCAGUAGUAACAUUUACAAAUGUCUCAGUUCACUUUGUUUUUGAUAUGUUCUCUUAUUUUUUCAACUGUACAUUGUACACAUCAAAAUAAAAAGAGACUUCUAUUGAAUGAUCCCGAUGUUGUUGCAAACAGAUUCAAACAAUUGGAACUUGAAAUUCAGACUAUGAAAUCUGAAAUACUAUCAAUAAAGACCGAAUCACAACAGAAGACAACAAGGAUUUAUCAACUCGAAACCAAACUUCAAAGUUUAUCAGAGUUUGCUGGGUCUGUCUAUACUCGCUGGGGUCGGAAGGAUUGUUCAGGAAAUGAAACUGAACUUGUAUACACAGGAAUUGCAGGUGGUGCUUGGUAUGACUAUUCCGGAUCUGCAGUGAACACUCUUUGCCUCCCUCACAACCCUGAUGUUAUAAAUGAAGAUCUUAAAAAAAAUCCUUUUUACAAGGAUUUUUUAUACGGGGCUGAAUAUCAAGAUAAUUACUUUGCCGAAAACUUGGACGGUAACGAUGUUCCGUGUGCUGUAUGCAGAGCAAAACAUUCAUCGUCUAUUCUUAUGAUACCUGGAAAAACGUCGUGUUCAGGAUCAUGGAAAAUAGAAUACAAUGGACGGUUAGCUAGUGGGCAUUAUAACCAUCAUGCCGGGUCACAGUAUGUUUGCAUGGAUAUGAAUCCUGAAGUUCUUGAAAAAGGAUCCACUGACCAUAACGGAAAGCUUUUUGUAGGUGUACAAGCCAAAUGUGGAUCCCUUAGUUGUCCUCCUUAUCAUGAUAACGUUAUGGUUUCAUGUGUCGUUUGUUCUGGAUAA